Molecule: messenger RNA, 1719 nt
Organism: Dreissena polymorpha
Lineage: Eukaryota; Metazoa; Mollusca; Bivalvia; Myida; Dreissenidae
Exons: 4
Coding region: 382-702 (106 amino acids)
Source: RefSeq, a predicted model, not a curated record
GUUGAGGUGAGUAGAUGUGUCUAUGUGUCUAUGUCCCUAUGUGAGUAUUGUCAAGUGUUGUGAGCCUGUAUGUGUUAUAUUGUAUUAUAUUGUAUGUAUAUGUUAGCCUGUGAUUGUGUCAUAAUACGUAUUUCACUGGAGGGCCAUUCCCAAAAUGUAUAACCAAGCCUGUGCGAGUGUGUUUCAGCCGGUGACUGUGUGUUUGAAUACAUGUUUGCCUGGAUGUGUAUUCCCAGAAGUAUAUUGCCAUUUUGUGACGUGUACCCUAAGAGCCGACGCGUGUUGCCGACGAGUGUACCGGACGAGCCGACGCGUGAAGCCGACGAGCUCCCUCGAAGACGACGAGGACGUUUGGUGCCAUCCUGACGAGGAUUCCAGUCGAUGUCAACCUUAUCUUUAGGAAAACUUUGGCCGGAAUUAAGAAAGAGAAAUGCGAAGUUAUCUGGACGAAAAAAAGAAUUAAUCGAGAGACUCGAAGCCUAUGAUCGUAAUCACAACUUCAACAACUGCGAGGAGCUUAUGCCAGCGUUCAGAAUGCAAAUUCCAGCCACCAGUUUCUACAAAGAUGUCAACACCAACAUGAAGAUGGCUCCGGUUGACCGUGAAAAGGCGAAUGUGUAUAUGGAACGUGUCAAGUGUGUACAGUCCGGAGAAGUAAAGGUGGAGUCAUCGUUUACAGAACAGCUCCAGUCAUUUACAUAAAUCGAAGAAGCACACAUGAUCCCCGGUAAAGGCUCGAGACUUGAAGAUGGGUGGGGCUGAGAUAUGUAAUAUUGCAGACUUUGACCCCAUGCCUAUUCAUUGUAGAAAUGCUGCAAACUACAAGGACCAUUUUCACAACACAUGUAUGAAAUUUGCUGGAAUAUCAAAAACUCCAAUAUUUCUGACUUUCGAGCUAGCAAAUAUGUACGCGUUUAUUAAUGACCAUGACUACUUCAGUACUUCGCAUGAACAGAACUUUCUUAACCACAACAAAAUUACCCAAAUAACACAAGAAGAGUGUGAUAAUAUUGAAGUUCAGACGAGGGUACAAAAUUCUAAUGAUCGGUGGUAUGAGGAGCGGGAAAAGCGCAUUCAGUCGUCAAAUUACCACAGAAUUUGUACUACAACAGAAAAGGCAAAUUUAGUUGGAUUGGCUUCAAAAAUAGUUCAGGGACGUGUUGUGAGGCAAAAUGAAGCGAUUCGACAUGAUUGCAAAUAUGAAAAAAAAACUGCUAUACACAUUUAUGAAAGUGACAGGAAUGUAAUAGUCAAGUCUUGUGGCAUAACUGUUUCACGAGCACACCCAUUCCUAGGGGCAUCUCCUGAUGGAAUUGUGAAUAAGGACUUGAUAGUGGAGGUGAAAUGCCCAUUCAGUGCUAUUAAUAAAGAGAUUUCCUAAGUGAAUGUACCAUAUCUAAAAGAGGUUAACGGUAAACAGAAAUUGAGCAAACACAUCCCUAUUAUUAUCAAAUUCAGGGCCAGUUGUUUUGUUCAGAACGAAAGUACUGUUAUCUGAUUGUUUAUACCUUGACUGACAUAAAAUACAUAAGAGUACAAAAAAUGAGGACUUCAUUUCACAGAUGCUUUUAAAACUUGAACAUUUCUUUCAGAAUUAUUUUAAGACUGAAUUGUUAAGAAAGUUGUUUUACAAGGAUGUUUAAAAUAAGGUCCCAGCUCAGUCAUGUAUAUAAGUAAAUACUGUUGUUACCAUGUUUCUUGUAAAAACUUCAAUUUACU